AUGAGCGAUAUGGAGAUUGACGAUAAUUCGGAAGUGGAAUAUAUGAAUAUAGAAGAAAAUAAUAAUAAUACUUCUUUCCUUCCUCUUCCAACGCAAAUAGAUUCAGUUAUUUUAGAAACGAAGCCAUAUCACUCUCUCGUUUCGUCAUACGACUUUUCAAAGCCAUUAUCAGCCACUGCCGGUAUUAAGAAAAAGUAUUUAGCUAGAAAGAGAGAUGCAUCAAUCUUAAAUCCAAUCAAAGUUUCGAACUCUGAUAUUAAUGAAGCAGAAACUUCAGAACCUCUCGUGAAAAACUCUGAUUUUAAUGUAGUAGAAUCUUCACAACCACCCGUUACAAGCCCUGAUAAUAUUGUAGUAGAAUCUUCACAACCUCCCGUUGCAAGCUUUGAUCUUAAUGUAGUAGAACCUCCCGUUGCAAGCUCUGAUCUUAAUGUAGUAGAACCUUCACAACCACCCAUCGCAAGCUUUGAUCUUAAUGUAGUAGAAUCUUCACAACCUCCCGUUGCAAGCUCUGAUCUUAAUGUAGUAGAAUCUUCACAACCUCUCGUUACAAGUAAUGAAGUGGAUACUUUACGAACUUUCGUUUCAAAUUCUGAAGAUCAUAAUUUAAAAUCUUCACAAUCUCUCGUUACAAAUUCUGAUAGUAACGAAGUGGAAACUUCAACUUUCGUUUCAAAUUCUGAAGAUCAUAAUUCACGAUCUCAGUUUAUUCCAGAAGAGGAACUUUUUGAAAACCGAAUUAAUCUAGUGAAAAAGGAGCACUCAAAGGGUAACGACUUCUCGCUUCUUGAAAGUCCUCAUUCUAUUCCUCCAACUAAUAAUCAACCAUCAGAUCAACGCAAAGAAACGAAUGUCAGUGAAACAGCCAAAGCUGAUGAGAAGAUUAACCACAUCUCCAAUAAAAAGCAAUUUAGCGAAACGACAAAUGAUAUUUCAAAACCCGAUGCCGUAUCACCACCUACCAAUGAUGCGCCAACGCAUAGCAUGGGAUAUAUUUUUAGUAAUCCGCACAUACAACCCGUAUUAGGCAGACUUCGUAAAAAAUCUAAGUAUGAUAAUGUUGGAUUUGGUUGGGCAAAUCAAACUUCUGACAUUCAAAAAGCUGUCGAACCGACUCCUUGCUAUUCUAAUUCAAAAAACGAACUAUAUGAUAAACAAAAAGCAGGGGAUAAAAUUCAAAAUGGUGUUAGUCAGAGCAGCCAAAAUGAUUAUGAAGGAACAGGAGAGUCUCCCGGUCAAGAAGUUACAGUUACAUCUCGUCUUGAUAUUAACAAAGGUUCUGACAUUGACGCCAAAGGAACAUCCGCAUCAGAUGUCUUACAAAAAGAUAAUCAAAUUAAAAAUGUAAAGGAAUGUAAAUGUCUAAAUAUAAUCGGUGGGUUAUUGGGAAUGGGAUUUUAUUCGUGUCAUUGCGACGCUUCAAAAUAUGAAAAUGUCGAUUUCGACAAUAUUCUUAAGGAAGAAAUCCCUGAUAAAACAAAACCAAUACCAGCCAAGAAGAGUAAGCGCUUCCUUUCUACCUUUCUCGGACUUUUUGGUUAUGAAACUGAUGAUGAUGACCACGACAAGACAAAACUUGAUCAUAAUCCAGAGCAUUCUUCCAAAUGGAAUAAUAAAAGCAAUCCGGAUGUAAGAUCACUCGAUCCACUAGCACCUUUGGAAUCAGAUCGUCCUUAUUCACAUCAACAUACUAGUACAAAUUCAUCAACGAAUUCAAACCCACAUACUUAUGGAAAUUCACCAUUUUAUAAGUCAUACGCAAGUGCCUCGCAGAGCUCAAGCUCAUCCCAAAAUUCCAGUUGGCAAGAUAACAAUAUUCGUUAUGGUUCUUCACAUAUGAGAAGUAAUUGUCAACAAGUAACCUCAUUUCUUCCCCCGAAAGUCAUGCGUCUACUCAUAUUGUCCAUAUCAUUUGAUUCUAAUGAACAUCCGAACCUUGAUGAAGGUCAUUCAACAUAUUAUCAUUCCAUUUUUCGUAACUUCAAAAGUCCUAGAAUAGAUACUGAUAAUGCAUUAAAUUUUAUUUAUGAUUGUAUCAUAAACUGUUGGGCCAACUCAUGGAAGGUUGCGUUGGUCGUUUCUAUAAAUCAAAAAGAAAACCCUGAAAGUUUACAUAAUUUUUUUAAGAAAUUCCGUAGUAGGUUUGAGAGUGAAAUAUUAAAUAUCAUUCUCAUACGACCUUCAUGUCCAACGUAUAUCGUUCAAAACUUUCACGAUCUUGGCAUUGCUGUUGCAAAAGGUUCUUAUAGAGAUAGAGAAGGUUGGAAACAAGAAUUUAGCAAUAUGUUGAGAGAUGUAAUUACAAAGGCAUAUCGUCCUAAUAAAUACGGAAAAGAUGAUAUAUUAUUUUAUAAUAAAGACGAACCAUACUAUGAGUUUACCAAUUUUUAUAGAGCCAAGAUCAAUAUAGAUCGGGUAGAAUGGCCAACAACAGAACAUUACUUCCAGGCCGCGAAAUUCGAAAGCGAAUAUAUUCGCGAUAAAAUUCGUUUCGCUUUUACGGCUCGCGAAGCUUUCUCUAUUGCGCGGAGUCAUAAUUCUCACAAGCGCGAGGACUGGGAAUCGCCUAAGCCACCGGAUAACGAUAUCUUUAAAGAAACAAAAAUGAAGGAUGCACUCUUUUCGAAAUUUACACAACAUGUUAAAUUGAAGUACAAACUACUUUCAACAGGCAAGGCAAAAAUUUACGAGCAUACAGAAAAUGAUCGGUAUUGGGGAGAUGGAGGAAAGUAUGGAGGUGGCCUUAAUAGGUUGGGAACUAUGUUGGUUGAAACCAGGAAUAUUCUUAUGGAAAACGAGAAAUCAAUACUGAUAAAAAAACACAAACCUCAACCAUCCGAAAGGUGGAUUGUAUCUGAAUUGAAGGAAUUGCGAGUGUAUGAUGAUUUGAUACACUUUGAAUAA
Messenger RNA from Funneliformis caledonium, 2904 nucleotides. Lineage: Eukaryota; Fungi; Glomeromycota; Glomeromycetes; Glomerales; Glomeraceae. The record is from the annotation of a GenBank genome assembly.